Molecule: messenger RNA, 7954 nt
Organism: Amblyraja radiata (thorny skate)
Lineage: Eukaryota; Metazoa; Chordata; Chondrichthyes; Rajiformes; Rajidae
Product: AP2-associated protein kinase 1
Exons: 21
Coding region: 271-3162 (963 amino acids)
Biological process (GO): protein phosphorylation
Molecular function (GO): ATP binding; protein kinase activity
Source: RefSeq, a predicted model, not a curated record
CUGCGUAUCCGGGUCGCGGCGCGCCGAUGUCCCGCUCUUUGGGUCCCGUCGGCGCUGCUGUUAUUUAUUUAAUGCCGGGAUUAACGGCGCGCAGCCCGGCCUGGUCCGCAGCUCAGCCCCGGAGCGCCGUCGCUUCUCUCCCCGCCGCGGCUGGGCCCGGCUAGGCGGCGAUCGGGGAGGGUCGGUGUGUGUUUUUGAAGGGAAAAAAAUCCGUCGGUCGAUAAUAAUAAUCAUCAUCAUCGAGAGAGAGUGAGAGAGAGGCGGUUGGGGAUGAAGAAAUUCUUCGACUCGCGGCGGGAGGCGGCGGGCUCGGGUGGCGGCGGCGGCGGCAGCAGCGGCGGCGGCGGCGGCUCCGGCUCCUGCCCCGGCAGCGGCUUCAUCGGCCGCGUCUUCUGCGUGGGCCGGCAGCAUGUCACGGUGGAGGAGGUGGUGGCUGAAGGUGGUUUUGCCAUAGUAUUCCUGGUGAAGACUCACAAUGGUGUUAAAAGUGCACUGAAAAGAAUGUAUGUUAACAAUGAACAUGACCUGCAGGUGUGCAAGAGAGAAAUUCAGAUAAUGAGGGACCUGACGGGGCAUAAGAACAUUGUUGGGUAUAUCGAUUCCAGCACAACGGCUGUAGGCUCUGGAGAAGUCUGGGAAGUGCUGAUCCUCAUGGAUUUUUGUCGAGGAGGUCAAGUUGUGAACCUGAUGAACCAGCGGCUACAAACAGGAUUCACUGAGAAUGAGGUGUUGCAGAUAUUUUGCGAUACAUGUGAAGCAGUCGCAAGGUUGCAUCAGUGCAAGACCCCCAUAAUUCACCGAGAUCUAAAGGUUGAAAAUAUAUUGCUUCAUGACAAAGGGCACUAUGUUCUCUGUGAUUUUGGAAGUGCAACCAAUAAAUUCCAGAAUCCACAGGUCGAAGGAGUCAACAUUGUAGAAGAUGAAAUUAAAAAGUACACAACUCUGUCCUACCGAGCUCCUGAAAUGGUAAACCUUUACUGUGGCAAAGCUAUCACCACAAAAGCUGAUGUAUGGGCACUUGGAUGUUUAUUGUACAAACUCUGCUUUUUUACACUGCCAUUUGGAGAAAGCCAGGUUGCAAUCUGUGAUGGAAACUUCACAAUCCCAGAUAACUCCAAGUACUCCAGCGACAUGCACUGCCUAAUAAGAUUCAUGCUUGAACCAGACCCUGACAAGAGGCCAGAUAUUUAUCAGGUGUCCCACUUUGCUUUUAAACAAAUUAGGAAGGAAUGCCCUGUUCAGAACGCUGGUAACUCACCCAUUCCAGCAAAGCUUGUUGAGCCAGUGAAAGCCAGUGAAGCGGCUGCUAAGAAGACACAGCCCAAGGCGAGGCUUACAGACCCAACUCCUCCCACUGAGACCUCAAUAGCUCCUCGCCAAAGGCCCAAAGCUGGGCAGGCUCCAGCCAACCCAGGGAUGCUACCGAUUCAGCCCUCACUGACACCACGAAAGAGGCCGUCUGCUCAGGCAGUUGUACCACCAGCAGGUAUUGUACUUGGCACGGCUCAUAAUAACCAACCCCCUGGCCUGCAACCAGCCCUGCAACAAUCAAAACCUCAGCUACAACAACCACAACUGUUGCUGCAGAAAAAGCAGACACAGGCAGUGGCACUGCAGAAACAGGCACAGGCACAACCUCAGCCGCAAGCAACUGCGCAGCAGAAGCUGCCUCAAGCAACAGUGCAGCCUCCUCCAGUCACGCAACAAACUCCAGUGCAACCACAGCUCUUCCUCCAGCAAUCACAGCUUCUACAGCAGCAGCAAUACCAGCAGCAACAGCAGCAGCAGCAGAUAAUGGUGCAGCAGUACCACGCGAUACAGCAAGGCCAGCAACAAGUAAUGCAACAUCAGAUGAUGCAGAAUUUCUAUCUCCAGCAACACCAGCUUUCCACAGCCAUGCAGCAGAUGCAGUUUGCGAGCCAGCACCCUGCUAAUGUCCAGCCGCAGCUGACUGCAGCACACACACAAUUGCCCCUUCCGCAGCAACAUGCUGCAGGUGCACAAGCAGCCUCUCAGGAACAGGGAAUGACCCAGGUUCCACUGCCGCAGCCACCGCCUCCACCACCACCGCCGCAGGUGGCACCAAACCCGUCUCCAAAACUGGUGCCGGUGUCUGUGACUCCUCCGUUGUCCCCCAAGACUCAGCGUGCAGGGCACAGGAGGAUUCUGAGCGAUGUCACGUACAGUGCAGUAUUUGGAGUUCCAGUCAGUAAAUCAACCCAGCUGCUGGCUGCUGCUGCUGCAGAGGCUGGUUUAAACAAAUCCAAGUCAGCAACCACCACUCCCUCAGGCUCUCCUAGGACUUCCCAACAAAAUGUGUACAAUCCUCCUGAUGUUUCUACAUGGAACCCAUUUGCUGAUGACAAUUUCUCCAAGCUUACUGCAGAGGAACUACUCAACAAGGACUUUGAAAAGCUCAAAGAGAGCAAGGUUGAGAAGACUGAUGCAGCCACUGAGAGUCUUAUGCCAGGGCUUCCAGCUACGCAGGUGCAGGUGCAGGCAGAUGCUUUUGGAAUAGAUCCCUUUUCCUCUGGGACAGCUGAAAAGUCUUCAGAACUACUGGUUCCAGAUGCUGCCAUUCCGCCAAUUAACGCGCCCGAUCCAUUCACUCCUGUACCAUCAUCUGACCCGCCAGAAAAGCUCAUAGAGGGUCUGAAGUCCCCUGAGACUUCCUUUCUGCUUCCUGACCUUCUAUCUCUUGCUGACCCCUUUGGGAGUAAUGAGGAUAAUAUCAAUGGAAAUGCUGAGGUAGUGGUGGGAAAUCUCAUACCUGGAUUUGAGUCUACAAAGACUCAGCAACUGGCACCACUGCAAGUGGAAGCUUUGGGUGCCGUGGCCGUUAUAAACUCCUCAGACUCUCUCACUGGAGAGGACUCCAUUCUUGACUACUCUCUCCUCUCUAACCCGGUGACUGAAAUUAUUGAUGAAUUUUCUCCUGUAGUUCCAUCUGGGCAGGUUAAGCAAGAGGAUACUAACCUCAUCUCAGACUUUGAUCUUUCUAUUAAAAAUGACAAAGUGGAAGAUGAUGAAUUUGACCCCAUUCCUGUGUUGUCAAAAAAUUCACAAGGUGGCCAUUCUAGAAACAACAGUGGGAGCUCUGAAUCCAGUCUUCCCAACUUAGCUAGGUCUUUACUGCUUGUGGAUCAACUGAUAGACCUGUAGGAUGGCCCAGCAAGCACGUUAAAUUCAGCAGCCCUCUGCACCGCCAUUUGCAUCUCCCUCUGGAUUGUCCAUGCAAUCUGUGACAAGGUUUCAUUGACUGAGGAAAUAGGUUGCAUUUUCAUUUUGCUAUCUUGCCAUUGUGUCCUGUCUAAUAAGCAUGACCUUUCUGACAUUUUCUUUCAUCUUUGAAAUUGAUAUAAUUUUGCCAUUUUAGCAAAAGUACGGUCAUAUUGAUUAUUAAGAUUGUGUCCUUUUCAAAGUAAAUUCUGCAAAAUCCUAGAAAGGGUAGAUAGGCAUUAAUUAAUUUAACAGAAUUCAGUGUACAAAACUGAAACAAUAGUGCAUUAUGUCCUGAUCCCAACUUUUAAACAAACUUGGUUUUGCUUUUUCAUACCGUUAAAUUAUUUAUUUUCAUGGAAAAAUUAGUGGGGUAUUUACUAGCAAAAUCAAUAGAUCUUUUUGGAAUGCUUUCUCUUAACAGGUCAAGUCAAUGACGGUAUUGUUGGAUACAGGAAUGUCAUUUAUAUGGUUUCUGUAUCGAACUGCAAGUUUUGAACAGUACAUGUCGAAAACUAACAGUGUUAGAGUGAGUGAUUGAUGUACAAUUACUAAUGUCAGUAUAUUGUUGAGUGUGUCCCUGCUUUGAUGAAAUUAUUAGGCACUUGACACUAUUAGCCCUUCCACGGACAAAAUCUGUGGAUUUAGUCAGGUCAAAAAAAACUCUGAAAUAUAUUAACCCUAUAAGGUGGAAGUAGCUGUGAUAUGGGCAAAUCUGGACUUGAUGUAUGUUGAAAUUCUCAAAGUCCAAUCUACCCAUCCUUGUAUUACAUAGAAAGAUUACAAUCCACACCGCCUCACCGAGGAAGUUGAAAAAUCUUUUUGAUGCAAUUAAAACAAAAUUAUAACAAAGAGCUGCCAAAUAAGAAUUGUUGAUGUAGUGGUGGAGGUUGAUUUCUGCAGAGUGUAGGGGCACAUUGUGAAAUUUGGAUCUAAAUAACUACCCAGUGGAUUAUAUUUCUUAAUACAAAUUGGAAUCUUAUGAAGAAAUAGGAUUUUAAUAAUAGUCAAGAAUUUUGGUUGCUGCCCUCCUUCCUUGCAUUCUUAUCUCAAAUGCCAUGUAGUGUUUUGUGACUUGCAUGGAGUAUUCCAAAACGCUGUGCCCUUUGUCCCCCCUGUCAUCAAAUGCAGGUGAGACUUUUGGCCUUUGAAGUUCCAUUAAAUCUAAAUAUAGAUCUAAAUAAAAAUAAGUUAUUGAGUAAUUCUGUAAAUUAAGUGGUUUAAAAUGAAGCAGUGUCAGCAUAUAGCCAACUGUGUUGAGGCAAGCUGUGCCUUGUUAUCCAAAACUGAUGUAAUCUUGUAAAUGUUGACACUGUUCAAAAUUAUGAUGAUUCAAUGAUCAAAUUCACUAUCACACAGUGCCUCUACAGAUCUGUGGAGUUCAAAGGUCUUUUAUUGUCACGUGUACCAAUUAAGGUACAGUUUUAUCUCUCAUCAGUGUUAUUGUGUGUUAGGAGGAGGACCAGGAUUUCUGUUUGAAGUAAUAUUGGGUUCUUUCCUCAGUGUGUACAAUGAGAAGUUUGGUCCUGAUAAAUUGUCCAAUUUUCCUUCCUGGACGCCUAGUUACCUCAUAGAACUGUACGAUCCCUCUUUAAUUUUGGUGGCUCUUUUGUGAAAGAUUGGUGCAGUAACUCCAGAGUUUCCAAGUGCCAGACACCAGAGCAGUAAGACAAGAUUUUUACCUUUCACCUGCUUAUAUACCCUGGGCACAGAUUGGAGAUUCAGUGUUAACAGUACCUUUUACGUUAGUCACUGUCGAAGUAUCUCGUUAUGAACUGUUCUCCAGCUCUGAUUUUAUAAGCGGGAAGGAUUGAUGUUAAAGUUUGAAUUAGUACUGUAUUGGCUUACUAUUGUCAUGUAUACCGAGAUACAGUGAAAAACUUUGCCCAUGGUCCAAGCAAAUCAAACCAGACAUGAAUACAUCAGGUCGUACAAAUGAGGAAAAUAAACAAGAUUUCAGCAUAGAGUAUUGCAGCUAUAGAUAAAGUGCACAUCUUUUUGAAAAGUGCAAGGGCUGUAAUGAGAUAGAUUGAAACAUUGAGAACUCAGCCCUAACAAAUGAGAGGUCUAUUCAAGUUUGAUAACAGCAAAAGAAGCUGUUCUUGAAUAUGGCAUUUUCAAGCUUUAGUAUCUUCUGCCUGAUGGGAGAGGGAAUAAGAGGGAAUGACGGGGGUGUGAGCGUUCCUAUCUAUGAGUACUGUGUUUACAGACAUAUUAUGCUGCUGCAAGUAAGAAUUUAGUCGUUCUGUUUUUGGUACAUAUGUCAAUUUAAACCAACUCUUGGCUGCUUUCAAGGCAAAAGCAGGAAGUAAUGAAAGAUGUGAGAUAGAACACAUAACAAACUCAGUUGUCAAAGUCAACCAAGGUCAUUGAAGGUAGUUGUCAUUGAAGGGUUUAAGAUGAGGCCAUCUUGAGAGAAAAUUUGUGAUUUGAGUGGAUGAAAAUGGAACUGAUCAUCAAGAUUGGAUGAAAUGAAAACUUAAAAUUAUUUUUAAAGAAAUAUGAGGAAUGAAAUAUAAUUUUGGGCAUAACCUACAGAUUAUUCAUUCAUGUACAGAAAUGCUCUUAUUAGUUCAUGCACUGUGUUUUCUAUCAAAUAUUACUGUAUCAUAGAAUGGUUACAAUAUGGAAGGAAACUAUUUGACAUGCCAUUCAGGUUCUAUGCAAGAACAGUUCCACAAGUCUAAUUUCCACAUCCUCUCCCAACAGCCUCCAAAAUCUUUUGUUUUUGGAUACUUAUCCAGUCUGUUUGACUCUACUUAGUAGUGGCAGUAGUUUCAAAUGUAAUGUAUUCUAAAUCCAAACCACAUGCUAUAUAUAUAUUUUAAUCCUCAUGUCACUGUCCGUUUCUUUGACAAUCAGCGUCUUUCGGUGUUCCCCAGUUUUUUACCCCUUUGCCAAUGAGAACAGUUUAUUUUCCUUGAUUCAGUCUACAGCUUUCAAGGUGGUAAUUACCUGUACCACGUCUCGUAAGUAUCCUCCCCUUUUUCAUGUAGACUGCUCCAUCGUUAAGAUAAGCAAAACACAACGUACUGGAGGAACUCAGAGGUCUUCCAACACUUUGUGUUUUGCUCAGAAUACCAGCAUCUGCAGUUUCUUUAAUCCCCAUCUUCAUUAUGUCUUUCAUGCCGAGAAUCAGCUUGGUUAAUCUGUCCUCCAUCCUCUCUCUGAAACUUUCUCACCUGACACCAGGAAUUCAAUAUAGUACUCCAAUUGUAGCCACACAUGGUUCAUUAUGCCUUUCUUGUUCUUUGACUCCAUUGCUGAUUUGUAUAAAGCCCAGGAUGGACAUAGAACAUAGAUCAGUUAAAAAAUAACCACUGGAUCUGUAAAAUUGCAAUAUAACAUCAAACAGUUCAGCACAAGAGCAGUCCCUUCGACCCACAAUGUCUGUGCUGAACAUGUUGCCAAGAACAGCACUUAUUUAUCUGUACAUAACUCAUAUCUGUCCAUUGUCUGCUUAUCCAUAUGCCUCUCUAAAAAUCUUUUAAAUGUAUCAGCUUCAACCAACACGUCAGCACGUUCCAGGCACCCUCUGUGUGUAAAAAAAAACCUUAUCCUUUAAACGUUGCCCAUCUCAUCCUAAAGCUAUGCCCUUUAGUAUUUUAUUUUUCCAUCCUGGGAAAAAGGUUCUGACUGUCUACCCCAUCUAUGCCUCUCGUGAUUUUAUAUAUCUUGUAUAAUUUUGACCACCUUCUUAAUGUAACUUCAUUUUCAGUGAAGGAUGCACAUAGUCUCCCCCCUCCCCCUUCAGAUGGCUCUGUUCUUGUGCUCUUUUAAAAUUGUACACCCUCUCCUUCCUACCAAAAUAUAACUUCAUAUUUCUCGCCAUUUGAUUUCAUUUGUCUCCUGUUUGCACAUUGUACCAGCUGUCUAAUCUCCUUGAUCUUCCUUGAAGUAGUGUCGGUGAAAUUAUGUUGAAAGCAAAAGAUGAAUGGAAAAGCUUGAAGGGAGGUUUCAUUACUGUAGUUGGCGGUGUUUGGAAGAUUUAAUAGGCGAUCAUGUUGAGACAUCCAAUGUAAGAAUAGAAUCUAAUAAUCAGUAGUCAAAGCAAUAGAGUUCCCAAUUUCCUUGUGUUCCACUUCACUAGCUUCCACUUUCAAAAGAUCAUACUUCAUGAUAUUGUCACCUCCAGUAUAAUACAUUGCUUAGUGCGCUUUCUUUGGAAGACUGAAGAGCUGAAACCUUUUCUCUUGCCGUGAACAUUUUCCCCAUUUUUUUGUUUCAGUGUGAGGUUUGGAAGGACGUGAUUUUCUUAUUCCUGAUGUCUGUCCUUUACCCUAUAAAUUACUUUACCUGCUCAUCCACCCGGUUCAAACCUAACAGGGAUAUAGCUUCAGAGUGAUCUUGGUCCAUACUAAUGACCCUGAUGGUUGGACAAUCAGCCACUUAAGGGCCUGUCCCACUUAGGCAAUUUUUUAACGCGACUACAGGCGACUAAGCUGUCGCUGGGGUGUUGCCUGUAUGGUCGUGAGUAGUCUCCUCAGUCGCCCAAACAGUCGUAGCGUCUUUCUGGCCGCCGCAGGAGUUUCAACAUGUUGAAAAAUCACAAAGGAUGCCGUUGUGGCCCAUUACCAGUUCAAUGCCUCAGUUUUGUCCUUGGAAUCUUGGCUCUCCCAGUGGGAUUAUGAUCAACACCUCUAUUUAAAAAGAUGGAACAUGUUGCAUCCCAAUAAACCAACUUGAAUUUCUGUCAGUAAUUUAGUGCAACGGAAGUGACAUGUUGAAAUGAAAU